UAAUUUCAGCGUGAUCGUCACAUGUUUCCCGCAUUCACUUCAUGAACUUGACAGAGACAAGCUGCAUGUACAAUACCGAUCGUGGUAAUCAUGGCUGUGUAGAGGAAUCCUGCACCCCCCAACAACGUGCAAAAGCAUUGCUUUGCACCAUGGCAACCUUCAAAGAUGUUUUCCCGGCUGCGGCUGAUUUCUACCCUCAAAAAGAUUUCAUUACUAUAGACGACUUGACGAUUCAAGAUGGAGGAUAUUUUAUACGAGUUGGAUUACUCCAGUGGGGAUAUGGGGAGCUUCCCCCUGGACGCUAUGGACACCGCUUCCCUGUUAGAUGAUGCACAGCUGGUAUCCCUGAAGAAGAUCCAGGGAGAUCUGUACAACAUUGAUAAUAUUCAUCAGGAUGUGGACCAUGGACUUUUCCCAGAUUUAUUGCCCCUUGAUCACUACUCUGAUCCGUUGUCACUGGAUUGGAUGGAAAAUGUGGAUUUGUCCCACUUGCUUGACAAAACUACAGAGGUACAAGAUGAGAUAAACCAGGCACAGCAUGCUCUUCCCAUCACUGUUCAACCUGAAGACAUAGACCUGCUGCAGAGUCUCCUGCAAGACACCUCAGAACAGCUGACCCCACCUGAUUCACCUGAUGCGCAGGUGGCACCACAGAUUGACCUUACUGAUGUGAACUUCGACCAUCAGGCAGCGUGGGAAGUUAUCAACUCACCACUGUCUCCCCAAGAUGUGGAGAAUCUGCUGUCCCCAUCUAGCUCUGUAGAAGUAACACCCUGUGCGUCUCCUGUUCCAAGCCAGUCCCCACCUGCGUCAAGUCCCCACUCCCCCACUGGACAUGAUCUCUCCACCAUUGACAUUUCUUCAAUACUCCCAGAACAGAAUGUUAGCACAAAAACCAGACCUACGCCUUAUGAGCGCACAAGUAAACGAAAAGCAGCUGUUAGAAAGCAGCUUGAUCUGCACCAGGACUCUGAUCAUGAUUUCUCUUUUAGAGCAAAUGAAAAGCUUUCUAAACGUGAAAGAAAAAAACUCCAGAACAAGAAUGCUGCAACAAAAUAUAGGUUGAAGAAGAAACAAGAAUCUUCUCUCAUUGUUAGUGAAGAAAAGGGGUUAGAAGAUAGGAAUAAGGAACUCAGGGACAAAGUAGACCAGUUGACACGAGAAAUCUCCUGUAUGAAAGAUGUGCUAGGAGACAUUUAUAAAGGCCUAGAGGCUAAAGGGAGAAAGUGACUGUAAAUGUGAAUUGUGAUCAUGUAAAUAGACUGUAAAUUAUUGUUUAUAGCUUGAUAGUGCAAUGUGGUAGAAUGUGAUUCUGAUUGUGUACAUAUGACAUUUUGAAGAACCCAAUAUAUUAUGAAUCUCU
Messenger RNA from Liolophura sinensis, 1363 nucleotides. RefSeq names its product cyclic AMP-dependent transcription factor ATF-5-like. Gene Ontology annotation, cellular component: nucleus. Gene Ontology annotation, molecular function: DNA-binding transcription activator activity, RNA polymerase II-specific; RNA polymerase II transcription regulatory region sequence-specific DNA binding. The record is from RefSeq and is a predicted model, not a curated record. Lineage: Eukaryota; Metazoa; Mollusca; Polyplacophora; Chitonida; Chitonidae. The transcript is spliced from 3 exons. The coding region runs from base 238 to 1230 and encodes 330 amino acids. Gene Ontology annotation, biological process: regulation of transcription by RNA polymerase II.